GGCAUUUUAAAUUUGUCUCUUGAACGAAGCGUACACAUUCACAGCAGCGAAGGGAAAUAGUUGCGCGCAUAAACGCAACGCGAUUAGUGUAACAUUUUUUUUUUCAUUCAACAACGAGUUAAACAUCUCAGUUUUAAAAAAAAAUUCUUUCAUGUUUGGUAACAAACAGUACUGCCACAAAACGAUAUCCGAGAAAUUGGCGGUUUUUAAAGUGCAUUUGUAAAACGAAAGUGUCGAGCAAGAAGGGAAAAAAAGCAACCACGAACGAAAAUAAAAGAACUUGUGCAUCGACGAUAAAAGUCAAGAGCGAAAAAAGAAAGAAACUCUGAAGAGAUAGACGUGUCGAAUAGAAAUAUUGCAAACGGACAGCAGCUGUAGAAGUGUGCAUCGGUGCUACAUUUCACUUGAUACAUUAAGGAAAGUGACUUCAUCCGGAUGUCAGACCAUUUAUUUUCGGGCUAGACACGCAAAAUCACGGUGCUUCGCGUAUUAUCUGCAAAGUGCAUCUGAAUACGAAAUAUCGUGUAGUACUAGCAAUUGAGAGGAAAAACGACCGCGCUGGUCUCACUGUUUUGUUUGUAACAAACAAUUCGAGAUUCGACCGCGAGAUUUUAACACAGACAUUGAAUCAAAUCUGCAGAGACUAAAACUGAGCUCGAACUUGAAAUUCCCUCGUUGUUAAGAGAUUUUCGAGUGUAAAACCAAAAAAUAGACAUAGUGACUGGAGUAGAUAGAGAACAUUUUCGUACGUGAUAGUGUGAAAUCGAGCGCCAUCAACAUUAUUUUGGAUAUAAAUUGUGUUGGAAAAAUCAACCCCCCCCCCCCAAAAAAAAAUGGCAUUUCGAGCAAUUGUACUAGUUUGCGCAUUGGCUUUGCCAAUGACCAACGCAGUAAUUAACACAAAAUCCGACACGAUGAAACUCGAACGGCGUGAAGCUCCAUUCGAAACAUAUGGUCCACCGGAGAUACAACCACAGCAGCAAACAAUUGUUUUGCCAACACCAGUUUAUGGAGCACCAUCCAUAGCCAAAUACCCACCACCUCCACCAGAACGACCGCCAUUGCCGCCAACACCAUCCAAGGAAUAUGGCGUGCCGGUGCUUCAAUACGGACCACCAAAGGUGCAAAUAGAAUACGGCCCACCUCCGCCAGCUCAUUCGCAUCAGCAAAUUCAAACCAAUAAUCAUCAUCAUCAUCAGGUUAUAAAUCAUAGCAGCCAUAACAGUCACAAUAGUUUAUCAUUGUUCGAUCAAAUCAAAGAAACCCUUGGAUUUGGUAGCAGCGGAUCGUCAAGCCAUGUACCACAUUCGUCAUAUGGACCACCGCAAUCGUCAUAUGGACCACCAAAAACAUCAUAUGGACCUCCACCUCCUAGCCAUUACAUUCCACCAAAAGUGCACACAAAAUACGGAGUGCCACCGAAAUCAUACUUCAUUUCCAAACCACCUACAUCUUACGGUCCACCACAACCUAAGCCGCACACAAGCUAUGGUUCACCGAAGCCGCAAUAUCAAGCACCACCAUUUAAAGCAUACUACGGUCCUCCACUCAAACCAGCCGUUAGCUUCAAGCCACAACAGUCAUAUGGACUGCCACCGACUCCACUUCGUCAACCUCUUCCUGCCUAUGGACCACCCACUGUGCAAGUGCAAGUGCAACAAACAUUGCCAGCAAUCCCUCAAGCACCUUCCUAUCCUGCACACAUUUCACAUGGACCAUCAUUCCCGCAACCAAUCAAAGGUGCCGGAUGCGACGGAUGGAAACCAAUUCCAGGCCCAUUACAACAAGGUUAUGCCAACAGCAAUACAGCAACAAUUGAAUCAGUCGCACCGGAAAAUAGUUACUUGCCACCCAUUUCGUCAAACACGUUGCAAAUAGAAACUGUAAUACCCGAAAAUAGCUAUCCUCCACCUGUAUCGUCUAACACUCUACCGGUUGCAGAUACUACGCUCACAGUUCAGCCACUUCCAACCAAUCUUCAAUUGCCAGUUGCUGAAGCACCAAACUUCCACAACGAUGCCAAUUUGGGAUCGCUAGGAUCAGACAUUGCCUCUGGUUUGGGAUUAACCAGCAUUAACGUUGUGAAAAGCGAAGGAAUCGAGCUUUCAAACAACUUCAUUCAAGAUUCGUACUCAUUGCCACCCGCCGAAUCAUUUGCACCAGAUUUCCAUAGAAGACCAGCAAGUGGCCUAACACCGCCCGGUUCUUAUCCAUACAGUGGUUCGUCUAGCUUCAAACAAUAUCCAAUUCAUGUGAGCGCACCAAGACAUCCCGUUUCAUUCCGGCCACCAGUGCCACAAGGAUUGCUUGAAUCAAUUGGUCAAUCCGUUAAACAUCAAGAUCAAUUCGGUAUCAAAUUGCGACCACAAUCAAGUGUUUAUCUACCUCCACCAACCAAUGAAGUGCCACCACCACCAGCAGGUCUUGAAACAUUGCCAUUAGCUCCAGCCGCACCAUUCCAUCCGGAUACACCAAAAGCAAAUAAUUUCGACCAUCAAUUCGUGUAUGCACCAUCACAGUGUAGCCAUGGUCCAAAUUUGGCUGGCGGAUCAUAUUCCUUUGGCUCAAAUCCAUUUGGAUCGAUCCCACAGUUGCAAACUGCUUAUGGUGUUCCAAAUCAAGCAUUGGAUGUGAGUCAAUCAAGCAGUUUUGAAAUCGUUCAAAAUGCCGGUUCACAAGGAUUAUUGACAAGUUAUGGUCCACCCGCAUCGGGCGCUGUUUCGAGUGGUGCAUCAUCGGGCUUUGACUCAUUCAUCAAUACACACGAAGAACAUUCGCCGUCCUCAAGCUACGGUCCACCACCAUCUGGCAAUCCAGCCGAUUCAUUUGCACAUGGCAGUCAAAAAUCACUAACCACCGUUCAAAUCGACAGCAUUAGUAACAAUAACUCGACGGCUAACACAACCGAUUCACAACAAUAUUCCGAAUUGCCAGGCCUAUCAAAUGCUGGCCUUAACAUAAUUUCGGCACAAAAAUCCAUACCAAUCGAAAUACCAGUUCAAGGUCAACUUGGUUCAUACUCAUUGCAAUUCCAAGCGGCCGAUCCAUUAGCUAGUCAACAUAAUGAAAUAGACACACCGGACCAUCAGCGAUUGCUGAGCGAAGGAUUGUUGCAAUCCAUUUUGUCAGCCAUCGAACAGCCCAAAGGCAAUGAAACACCACAAUCCACAUUCGACUCAACGAAAGAGAACUUAGAUAACCAUCCGGAAGUCGGUAAAUUUGUAAAAAGUGCUGUUGGUCAUGAAACGCUAGCUGAAGUUGAAGCCGAGUAAAAAAAAACGGUGUUUUUCAUUCUGGAACCGAGUUAGAAUUGCUAAUAAUACGUCCUAUUGAAUAAAAGAAAAUGUGAAUGUGUGCGGAACAGAAAAUCAACAGAGAAAAAUUCAGCUUAAAUUAUUCUAAAUGUUUAAAAUAAAGAAAACAAUAGCAAUUGGGAGAUAAAAAAAAAGAAAACUCAAUGUGAAUGCGGAGAGUGAACGAAUGAGUGAAUCGAGCGAAUGUGUGUGCGAAUGUAAGAUUGCAAGAGUUCAAAAACCAAUUUAUUUAUUUUCUUCUAACCAUUUUUUACAUUUUAUUUAGAAAUAUUUUAUUAAAUGGGGACACAUUGUAUCUUAGAUGUUUACGUACUAUUUCAGCCGUUAUGGAGAAGAAAAAAAAGAAGGAAGCGUAGAAGGUAGUUGAAACGAAGACAACAAUUGUAGUUUUUACGGUUGCCAUAAAUUUAGAAGAGUUAUUAUUGUAAAUGCAAACUGCAAGUGAGUAGCAUUUAUUUAGGAACGGUGCAGGCAUUUACAUAUGCACACACACGGAAUCGAUGCAGCGAACGUGGUCAGUCACUGGUCAAGCGUGUACUAACGAAUAGGAGAGUUUAUUUGUAAUAAUUGGAAUUGUAUUUGUUUUUGUUUGGUUUUGUGCAAGUGAACAAUUAGGUAAAGAAAUCAAUUGUCCAUUUUAUACCAUUUUUGGUACGGCCUCUGACUUCGGCCGCCACGCAUCGGGUUUUGUCCUCAUUUUAUUUCAUCAAUAUAUUUUUUUAGAAAAAUUUUUACUCAACGAAACAGAAGAAACGCAUGCUUGAAAUUAUCGAAGAGCAAGCGUAAAACACAGCAAACGUGUACAUGGUAUAUUAGGUUAUAAGACUGUUAAUAUUAAAUUAAUUCGUGUUGUAGAUUUAUGCGAUAAAAAUACAUAAACUUCAAUUGAAUAAAGAACAAAAAAGUACCGAAAAUUAUGAAAAAA
This is a messenger RNA of Sitodiplosis mosellana (orange wheat blossom midge), 4239 nucleotides long. RefSeq lists its product as uncharacterized. The record is from RefSeq and is a predicted model, not a curated record. Bases 834 to 3272 code for a protein of 812 amino acids. The transcript has 6 exons. Lineage: Eukaryota; Metazoa; Arthropoda; Insecta; Diptera; Cecidomyiidae.